AUGAAUGGAGAAAGAGUAGUAGCUGAUGAUGGUGCAAAACAAAUAACAGAAAGAACCAAAGUCUUAGCAGCUUCUAUUAAAAGCCAGCUAGAUAAGUCAAUUCCAUGGUCUAGAGCUUCUGAAUGUUCAAUUUAUCGAGUACCCGAAAAAUUACGUAAAAUAGACAGUUUUAAAUACACGCCUAUAAGGAUCAGCAUCGGGCCGUUUCAUCACGCAGCCUUUAGCCUUUUCAAAGUUCAGAAGUUACGUUAUGCUCGUGAGUUACUUUCUCGCAACACGCCCAUAGGGACAACAACAAUGUUGGAAGAGUGUGUUGAAUGUAUAAAACGAAUCGAAGAUGAAGUUCGUAAGUGUUACUCGGAACCCAUAAAUCUAAGUAGCGAUGAAUUUGUAGAAUUGAUAGUGAUUGAUGGUUUGUUCAUCAUUGAAUUGUUUAGAAAAUAUGCGCACGGUGGAACGAUUAAACGAGAUGAUCCUAUUCUCGGCCAAAGUUGGGGUCUGAGAAAUUCAGUUAGAAAUUUGCUAUUACUCGAAAACCAACUUCCUAUGGUUGUUCUUGAAUGUUUGUUCAAUGCGCUUGCGCUAAAAAAGGAGUUUAAUGGUGUUUCCUUGAAUAUUAUUGCUUUGCAAUUCUUGAAUCAACAUUGGAUGCCUAGGGGUGAAAAUUUAAUCGUCACAAUUUUCUCGGGUUUUCAAGGAAAGCAUUUACUUGAUCUCUUAGGCAAGACCUACUUCCACAAUUUGCCACCUAAAGUUGGUAGCGAAAAGAAAAAUUCUUGGAAAUCUAUACCUAGUGCAACGGAGUUAAAAUGCGCGGGAGUAAAAUUUGCCGUGGGUUCUACGGAUGGCAGUUUCUUGGAUAUCAAGUUCAAGGAUGGAGUUAUGGAAAUACCUCCCGUAACUAUUAAAUAUGAAAAUGAUACGUUGCUCAGAAAUUUGAUUGCAUAUGAACAAUGUUGUGAUGGAGAUGUUACUUAUUACAUGACUUCUUAUGGUUUUUUAAUGGAUAGUCUGAUUAACUCGGGAAAAGAUGUUGGGGUUCUUCGUAAGCGUGGCAUCAUAACAAAUUUGGAAGAUGACGACGAAAGUGUUGCUUUUCUCUUUAGAAAAAAGCUUUGUAGCGAGGUACCCGUUGCAAACUUCUAUUACUCUGAAUUAUGCGACGAAGUGAAUAAGUAUUGCAAGACUCGUUGGUAUUGUUGUGGAGUUGCAGAAUUGUUGUGUUCACUAUUCUCAUAA
Messenger RNA from Papaver somniferum (opium poppy), 1239 nucleotides. Its product is annotated as putative UPF0481 protein At3g02645. Lineage: Eukaryota; Viridiplantae; Streptophyta; Magnoliopsida; Ranunculales; Papaveraceae. The record is from RefSeq and is a predicted model, not a curated record. The coding region runs from base 1 to 1239 and encodes 412 amino acids. The transcript has a single exon.